GCGGGUUGAAUGUGGACAACGUUCUACAGUUCUAGUAUUAAUGCCUGCAAUUUGAUUUCCCGCGAGUUACACGCAGAUUUUCGCGCUUGAUAAGUCCGAGUGGUUAAACUACGUUUUGCUAACUGAUAAAUCACCAUGGGAAUACACGGACUUGCCAAGUUGAUCGCUGACCAUGCCCCUGGUGCAAUUAAGGAACAAGACAUAAAGAACUACUUUGGCAGGAAAAUUGCCAUAGAUGCUUCCAUGUGCAUCUACCAGUUCCUGAUAGCUGUUCGACAGGAUGGGAAUGUUCUGCAGAACGAAGAAGGAGAGACUACAAGCCACCUGAUGGGAAUGUUCUACCGUACAAUCCGCAUGUUGGAGAACGGGAUCAAGCCUGUGUACGUGUUUGAUGGAAAGCCUCCACAGCUCAAGUCAGCCGAGCUGGAGAAGAGAGGGGAAAGGAGAGCAGAAGCAGAGAAGUUACUCGCUCAAGCCCAGGAAAUGGGGGAACAAGAGAAUAUUGACAAGUUCUCCAAGCGGCUUGUAAAAGUCACCAAGCAGCACAACGAUGAGUGCAAACAGCUGCUGACACUGAUGGGAGUGCCUUACAUCGAGGCUCCAUGUGAGGCGGAGGCCACCUGCGCCGCUCUGGUUAAAGCAGGAAAGGUGUUUGCCACGGCAACAGAGGACAUGGACGGUCUUACCUUUGGGACAAAUGUCCUGCUCAGACACCUCACUGCUAGUGAAGCCAAGAAACUUCCCAUUCAGGAGUUCCACUUCAAUCGCGUCCUGCAGGACAUUAGCCUGACCACUGAGCAGUUCAUAGAUCUAUGCAUUCUGCUGGGUUGUGAUUACUGUGGCACCAUCAAGGGAAUCGGACCCAAGAGAGCCAUCGACCUGAUCCGACAGCACGGCUGCAUCGAGGAGAUCCUAGAAAACAUCGACUCCAGUAAAUACCCCACUCCGGAGGACUGGCUCUACAAAGAAGCCAGGAAUUUGUUUCUGGAGCCAGAGGUGGUAGAUUGCUCCUCAGUGGAGCUGAAGUGGAACGAGCCCGAUGAGGCGGGACUGAUCCAAUUCAUGUGCAACGAGAAACAGUUCAAUGAAGACAGGAUCCGUAACGGCUGUAAGAAAAUCCUGAAGAGCCGACAGGGCAGCACUCAGGGGCGACUGGACUCUUUCUUCACCGUCACUGGAUCCCUGUCCUCAAAACGAAAGGAACCAGAGGCCAAAGGAUCAGCAAAGAAAAAGCAGAAAACUGGAGCCACUCCUGGCAAGUUUAGAAAAGGCAAAUAAAUAAAAAUCAGAUGCAUUUGAAGUGUUUUUGUUAUAAAUACUAGAUAUUAAAUAAGGAUUUUAACUGCAAUGCAGAACGAUUAUUUCAACUCAAACUUUGUGCUUCAAAUAAAAAACAAACUUUUGUAGAAAA
Nothobranchius furzeri (turquoise killifish) is the source of this 1411-nucleotide messenger RNA. RefSeq names its product flap structure-specific endonuclease 1 (gene fen1). Gene Ontology annotation, cellular component: nucleus. The record is from RefSeq and is a predicted model, not a curated record. NCBI's taxonomy places the organism in Eukaryota, Metazoa, Chordata, Actinopteri, Cyprinodontiformes, Nothobranchiidae. Gene Ontology annotation, molecular function: magnesium ion binding; 5'-flap endonuclease activity; DNA binding.